Messenger RNA from Aspergillus nomiae NRRL 13137, 687 nucleotides. RefSeq lists its product as uncharacterized. Lineage: Eukaryota; Fungi; Ascomycota; Eurotiomycetes; Eurotiales; Aspergillaceae. The record is from RefSeq and is a predicted model, not a curated record. Bases 1 to 687 code for a protein of 228 amino acids. The transcript has 2 exons.
AUGUACAAACGAAGCGUUUUCACCAACAUCACCCCGCUCCCACCCUAUAUCACGCGGGAGACGGUCGUAGAAGCCCUCCACAACCAUUCGGAAAUGAUUGAACUGAAUCCUUUGGUGAUCCGUCAUCAGCCUUGUCGCCCGCCCGGCUUUUCGCCUGCGGAUGAAUUUCAUUGUACCUGGUACGAGAUGACCGACCGUAUCUCGUAUCUACCAGGCGGGCUUGUCCAGGGCAAUGUGUCCUACUCAGGGUGCUUUUAUGAUCUUCCGCGGGGCCUCCAGACGCAUGUCUAUGCCCCAACCGGUUUGGACAUCCGAGAGAAAUGGUCUGUAUGUGGGAAUAUGCCGGGAGAGCCGCGAGAGCCCGUCGAACUGGGCAUUCCCGAUGCCCCCCGCUUUGUUAAACGGACACUCAAAAAGGCCCAUGCGGUGCUCGUGGACCGGUUGGUCAUCAAGGCGGAUCUGGAAAAGCAGAAGAGGGACUCAGUAUCAGGAUGUGUAUCCGACUCAUAUCUCCAACAGCAGACAAGUCUGUCUAACGAUCAAAAGUCGACUCAAGAGGAGGACCCCAUGUCACCGCACCAGAAUCGCUGGUCAAGGGCCAGUGACAUUGCCGAAGUUCCUGGCUCGUUGCAGGCGGGACAGAAAUUCAAUCAGCGACCAGAUCGCCUUGUGUAUGAACUUGAAUAG